Messenger RNA from Trametes versicolor FP-101664 SS1, 153 nucleotides. RefSeq lists its product as uncharacterized. Lineage: Eukaryota; Fungi; Basidiomycota; Agaricomycetes; Polyporales; Polyporaceae. The transcript is spliced from 2 exons. Bases 1 to 153 code for a protein of 50 amino acids. The record is from RefSeq and is a predicted model, not a curated record.
AUGCAGUUCACUCUCAACUUCUUCCUCGUCCUCUCCGUCUUCUCCCUCGCCGUUGCCGCGGCCCCCGCUGCCGAGGCCAUCAACGCUCGCAACGUCGAUGCCUGCGUGGACAUUGCCGGACGCUCCGUGCCCUCGCCUGACGCCUGCUUCUGA